AACCAAAUCGACUUUGUCUUCUUCUCUCCUGUGACUCACUCUUUUGAUCUUAAGGGAACGGAAAAAAAGAAAAGAAAGAAAAACGACUCCAGCUCUUCCUUGGUGACACAAUCUCGAUUAAGUGCUUUGAGGUUUUGGGCUUGGUCUGGGUGGCUCUGUGAUUUUUGAAUUAGGCUUGGCGGCUUUAACACUUUUGGAAUUUAGCCUUGGAAGCUUGGAGAAUUUUAGUCAUGGCACCUGGUCGUCGCACCACUCGAUCUACUGCUCAAAGUCAACAAGUUGAACCAGUCAUUGAUCCUCAUGCUCCACCUUCACAAGUUGUUCGCACUACUCGGUCGAGUAUAGAGAAUCAACAAGUUGAACCAGUCAUUGAUCCUCCUGCUCCACCUACACAAGUUAUUCGCACUACUCGGUCGAGUUUAGAGAAUCAACAAGUUUGUCGCACCACUCGAUCUACGGUACUAAGUCAACGACCUAGAACCACCGCAUAAUCUAAUGUAGAGGGAGAACACCCUUAAGGCUCCACACACCCUACUGUACAGGGUGAACAAGUCAAUGUGAUGACCCAUUUUGAUACCGAAGAUGAUAAUCAAUCUUCCCAAGUUCCAUCUGGACAAACAUCUUCCUUUAAGCCACGUGGAGUUACUCGCGGCUUGACAACUACAACUAUAGCUAAGGCAUCAUCAACUGGAAAGUUGUCAGUGACUUUUAAUGCAGAGUGUCGUCAACCAAUUUGUACUAAUGCUGAGAAAUUUAAUAAUGAGAUUGGAUUCAUUAUUCGGAAUCAUGGUACAUUUCAUUAUAAAGAGUGGAGAAUGGUCCCAGAAGAUGUGAGAGCUCCAUUGCGACACUAUCUUUUGGAACAUUUUGACAUCAACUUGAAUGAUGAGACAACUAAAAAAUGCAUUGAUGAGCAAAUGAAAAAAGCUUGGAAGGGUCAUAAGUACAAGCUACACUUAUAUUUCAAAGAAAUUGGAGGAGAAAAUGAUCUUGAGAUGGCCAAGAGCAAACGUCAUCCAGACUUAAAAGAAGAACAUCAAGAAGAUUGGAUAAUUUUGUGUGAACGUUGGUGUUCUCCUGAAUUUAAGGAAAGAGCAUUAAAGAAUACUACCAAUCGAUCAAAGAGGAAAUUGGAGUCGAAAAAUGGUUCAGUCUCCACACCAUGA
This is a messenger RNA of Humulus lupulus (European hop), 1166 nucleotides long. RefSeq lists its product as uncharacterized. The record is from RefSeq and is a predicted model, not a curated record. The transcript is spliced from 7 exons. The coding region runs from base 561 to 1166 and encodes 201 amino acids. NCBI's taxonomy places the organism in Eukaryota, Viridiplantae, Streptophyta, Magnoliopsida, Rosales, Cannabaceae.